Messenger RNA from Spinacia oleracea (spinach), 2549 nucleotides. RefSeq names its product deoxyribodipyrimidine photo-lyase. Gene Ontology annotation, molecular function: deoxyribodipyrimidine photo-lyase activity. Gene Ontology annotation, biological process: photoreactive repair. Bases 743 to 2218 code for a protein of 491 amino acids. NCBI's taxonomy places the organism in Eukaryota, Viridiplantae, Streptophyta, Magnoliopsida, Caryophyllales, Amaranthaceae. The transcript has 9 exons. The record is from RefSeq and is a predicted model, not a curated record.
CGAACUCAAUGUCUAGGCUCGUCAAGCUCUAACCAAACCUGAGUACACGAGUGUCGAGCUAGAGCCGAGCCUGCCUAGACUUAUUAACAGGCCUAACUAUUCCCCUCAUUCUAUUCCUAAAAUGUUAAACCAAAUAACCCGAAUAUGGUCUUUCACAAUAGCCGAUAGAACCCUUCAUCUUACUUUUAAAAAAAUCACGCAACGAUAUGAGGAAACACACGCUGCUAAGAAGAUUAAAGAGGAAACUUCUAAAGUGAUUGAUUAAAAUAUAAUUCAUCCGUAUUUUAAAAAGAGAUACACUUUGACCAUCAAGUAGUUUUAGGAGAGUGAGUUGAAUUUAUUAAAAUAACAUGAAAGUGAGGUAGUGGGUGAAUUAUUAUUAUAUUAGAAAGAUGAUGUGAAUAAGUGCCGGGACCAUAUGAAAGAGAGAAAUAUUAUGAUAAUGGAAGUGGAGACCAAAACAUGUCAAAAAAGGAAAGUGUAUCGCUUUUUAAAAUACGGCAAUUUAAGAAAAAUGUAUACUCCGUAUCUUUUUAAAAUACGGAGAGAAUACUUCAUAGUAAGUAGUACAACGUGUCAAGAAAAACAACGUCCACGUAGAUAACUCCAAACCCACAAAUAUUCCCCCCAAAAUUUCCCUCCAUUUCGUCUCCCCUCAUCCCAACUGUCAUCAAUUUUACAGAACAACCCUCUCUCUCCCUCCUCCCUCCACCCCACAAUUCUCCGGCGUAAGAUCGCCGUUAUGACCUCCAAACCGGUACCGACUACCACCGUACAACCGGAAAGAAUCCGGGUUCUAAAACCAGGGUCGAACCCGAACGGGGCGGUAGUUUACUGGAUGUUCAGGGAUCAAAGGGUGAGAGACAAUUGGGCCUUAAUCCACGCCGUUGAUGAAGCAAACAAGAGGAAUGCUCCGGUUGCGGUGGCAUUCAACUUAUUUGAUGGGUUUAAGGGCGCAAAUGCUAGACAAUUAGGGUUUAUGUUAAGAGGGUUGAAGCUUUUGCAAGCUUCUUUGCAUAAUUCCCUUCAUAUCCCUUUCUUCCUUUUCCAGGGAGAAGUUGUAGAGACUAUACCUAAAUUUCUUGUAGAAUGUGGGGCUUCUCUGCUGGUUACUGACUUCACACCCUUGAGGGAAAUUCGAGGGUUCAAGGAAGAACUUUGUAAGAGAGUGGGUGAUUCAGUGUCUAUACAUGAAGUUGAUGCUCACAAUGUGGUUCCGGUUUGGGAAGCAUCGAGCAAGCUGGAGUACGGUGCUAGGACUAUUAGGACUAAAAUUAAUAAGUUGCUUCCUACUUAUUUGACUGAUUAUCCAAUUCUUCAACCUCCAAACUGUAGCUGGGAGUCUUCAUCUCCUGUAAUACAAUGGGAUCAGCUCAUUGAAGAUCGUCUCAAAAAAGGAGCAGAAGUGCCAGAAAUUGAUUGGUGUAAACCUGGUGAAACUGCUGCACUUGAAGUUUUGAAGGGAAGCCAGAAUGGGUUUUUAACAAAAAGGUUGAAGAGCUAUGCUACUGACAGGAAUAUCCCAUUAAAACCAGGAGCCUUAUCUGGUCUCUCUCCAUACUUGCAUUUUGGCCAAAUAUCUGCUCAACGUUGUGCCUUUGAGGCACGUAAUGUCCGGAAAGUUGCUCCUGAGGCAGUUGAUGCAUUUACGGAAGAAUUAAUCGUGCGUAGAGAACUUGCUGAUAACUUCUGCUAUUAUCAACCUAACUAUGAUUCACUCAUGGGGGCGUGGGAGUGGGCACGUAAGACAUUGAUGGAUCAUGCUUCUGAUAAAAGGGAACACUUGUACACGAGGGAGCAGCUGGAGAAGGCACAAACUGCUGAUCCGCUAUGGAAUGCUUCUCAAUUGGAGAUGGUUCAUUUCGGGAAGAUGCAUGGUUUUAUGCGUAUGUACUGGGCAAAGAAGAUUCUUGAGUGGACAAGCGGUCCUGAAGAAGCCCUUGCAAUAGCAAUCUACUUGAAUGACAAGUAUGAGAUGGAUGGUAGAGACCCAAAUGGAUAUGUAGGAUGCAUGUGGUCUAUUUGUGGACUGCAUGACCAGGGGUGGCGGGAACGCCCUGUAUUUGGUAAAAUCCGUUACAUGAAUUAUGCUGGUUGCAAAAGAAAAUUCAAUGUUGAUGGGUAUAUUGCGUAUGUGAGGAAGUUAGUUGUUGAUACCAAGAAAAGAAAGGCUGAGGCUGACAUCUCAUCAGAGAAGAAGAAGGAACCGCGUUGCUGAGACUGCUUGUGGAGUUUGUGCACUUGGGCGAGGAUGAUUACCUGACACGAUUAAGGAUUAGGGUGUGGCUUAUCUUCUUAAUUGUAGUGGACUAGUUAGCAGUAACACUAGCUAGUUUUUAGUUGUUCUCUUAGUGAGCAACUGAGGAAAAAAAAUAUACCUCCUGCUUCUGGGUACACACAUUAAUGGUAACAAAGUUUUUUUUAGUACUUGGUAGUGAUUUUUGACUGACAGCAAUUUGUAAAAAGUGAGUACUUUGUUAGAAGUGGAUGACGAGAUCAAGGAUGUGGAAGAUAAGUUUAGCAAAUGAAGGCCAGAAAGGUUUUUUCUU